AAGACCUUUUCUUCAAUUCCCAAUUGCUCACACAUAUAAACAACCAAACGUGACAACUUUCCCCUAACCCUCCCAAUAUGAACACCACAAUAAACGCCGGAGAACCACCCUACACCACCACGGACCCCGGAAACACCGAAGUAACGAUCCCCUACGGCCUCGGGUUCUUCCUAGUAGUCAUCUUCCUUGUCGUCACCCUAUGCUACGGGUCUUACAUCUAUAAAAGUAGCACACGCUUUCGCCCACCACCACGAGCUAAUACAACUAUCGCUUUUGGUACCACAACCAAUCACCACCAUGCACACGAUGACCACCACCUCAUAACAUUCUCUCAAGGACUUGCGGACGAUGUUCUCGUGACUUUUCCAACGUUUGUUUAUUCUGAGGCCUUGAUGCCUCGUAUUCAUAAAGGAGACGCGUCAACUGAUGACACGAACAACUCUGGUUGCUCGAUCUGCUUGGCCGACUAUAACCCGGCCGAUGUACUUAGGUUGUUGCCCGAAUGUGGGCACUUGUUUCAUGUGAGUUGUGUAGAUACGUGGUUGAAGGUGCAUCCUACUUGUCCGGUGUGUCGGAACUCGCCAAUUCCUAUGGUCUAGAAAAAUCUGUUAGCAGUCGCCAAUUCCUAUGGUCUAGAAAAAUCUGUUAAGUGAACAUUUGAUUUAUUAUACAUAUAAUAAUACAAGUAGCCAGCAAUAUAUUUCUUU
Messenger RNA from Helianthus annuus (common sunflower), 707 nucleotides. RefSeq names its product RING-H2 finger protein ATL70. The record is from RefSeq and is a predicted model, not a curated record. The coding region runs from base 78 to 599 and encodes 173 amino acids. The transcript has a single exon. Lineage: Eukaryota; Viridiplantae; Streptophyta; Magnoliopsida; Asterales; Asteraceae.